CACUAGGCACUCAAUAAAUGUUGAUUCAAUGACACCCGGCUGUCCCGUUGCCCCCAAAUGGUCUUGCCUAACCUCCCCCCCCCCCGGCCCCAUUGUCUUUCUUCUCUUCCCCCUUGCAGGGCCUGCUGUCUCCAUCUCUUCCCUGAGCUUGCCUGCUGGGGCCAUGGCGCAGCCAACAAAGCCUAGCAAGUUUGAUCUGGGCCUGGGCACGUGGAGCCUUAGCUCCCAGGAGAAGAGCCACAGGGCUCAGACCCCCCCCAGGGCUGUUGGCAAGCAGCUGCCCGAGUACAAGGCGGUGGUGGUGGGUGCGAGCGGCGUGGGCAAGAGUGCGCUGACCAUCCAGCUGAACCACGAGUGCUUCGUAGAAGACUAUGACCCCACGAUCCAGGAUUCCUACUGGAAGGAGAUGGCCCUGGGCCAAGGGAGCUGCAUUCUGAAUGUGCUGGACACGGCAGGGCAGCCCAUUCAUAAGGCCCUGCGUGACCAGUGUGUGGCUGUUGGGGAUGGUGUGCUGGGUGUCUUCGCCCUUGAUGACCCUUCGUCUCUAACCCAGCUGCAGCAGAUGCGGGCCACCUGGGGCCCUCACCACACUCGGCCCCUCGUCCUUGUGGGCAACAAGUGUGACCUCGUGACCACCUCCGGAGAUGCUCGUGCAGCUGCUGCAGCCCUCGCGAAGAGCUGGGGGGCCCCCUUCGUGGAGACCUCAGCCAAAACACGGCAAGGUGUAGAGGAGGCCUUUACCCUGCUCAUCCAUGAGAUCCAAAGGGUCCAGGAGGCCAUGGCAAAGGAGGCCAUGGCACGGCCAAGGGGGGUGAAGGCCCGGCACCAAAAGGCCAAGUGCCACUGUGGCUGCUGUGUGGCCUGAGGGGUUUGGUCAAAGAAAAGUGGACCCUCCCCCAGGCC
Ceratotherium simum simum (southern white rhinoceros) is the source of this 903-nucleotide messenger RNA. RefSeq names its product ES cell expressed Ras (gene ERAS). Gene Ontology annotation, cellular component: membrane. Gene Ontology annotation, biological process: signal transduction. Lineage: Eukaryota; Metazoa; Chordata; Mammalia; Perissodactyla; Rhinocerotidae. The record is from RefSeq and is a predicted model, not a curated record. Gene Ontology annotation, molecular function: GTPase activity; GTP binding.